UAUAAUUGACUUGUCGUAACUUUGUACAGUAGAUCACAGUGUGUUUUGCAAACAGCCAAUAUAUAUUGAUUGAUUAUGUCUAGAACUUAAUCAAUUGCAAACCUUAUUUUUUUGUAUAAAACAUUUCCAACAAAGUUUAUACAUUGGUGUUAACUGUCUUUUUUAAAGAAAUUAACUCCAAGUUACUGUGAUUUCCUUUUUCUCAGCUGAAAUCUUAGCUGAAAAUGUCUACUAGCAUAGUUUUAGGUGAAAUUACCAAACUGACAAUCCUCCCUCACUGUCUUCUGUUUGAAUGACACCAAAAGUGGGACUUUACAUCGCAUUGAUUCGAGUAAGAAAGUGAGAAAAGUAUUUAACCCUGUUACACAAUCCUAAGAACACUGAUUUAUUCUAAGGAUUUGAAAUAGAUUUCCCCAUUAUUAGAAAUACUCACCGAGACAUUUACUUUAAAGACUGGCAGUGACAGAUUGACAAAAUCUUUGAGGGGCAAGAAUGCACAGAUGAACCAGUUACACAACUUAAGCUAGGUUAGAUAAAAACUAUUGUCUGUGAAACAAGCUCUGCUAUUUAAACUGGCUUCCUCUCAGAACCAGCUAUGUAGAGAUGAUGUGCAGAGAUUGGCCAAAAUGUAUAGGCCUACUGGAUAUUUUCAUCAUUUAUCGUUAUUUAAAUUGAACAAAAUGGUAGAACCUGGUUUGUUUUCAUUGCUCAUUCAUUGUUGAAUAGACAAUUGUCACUACUUUCUCGAACAAGAAGCAUUAAGAACAGUAUCACCUUACCACCCCUUAAACUACAUCGUAAUUCCUUGUGCCAAGUAUACCAAAACAUGUCUCGUUACAUCUUCUUCUUGUGACAGUGAGACGCUGUUUACAUACAUUACAUAAUGCUUAAGUUAACAGUGCACAUUAUAAAAAUAUGUUGUAUGAGUUUAAACAGAUCAGAUUAUCUCUCGCCCCCAGCACCACCUCUCUCUUUUCUGUCCAUUGGCGUGCCAAUGCAAUGUGAAUGUCUCCAAAUCGGGGCAUACUGCAUGCUCUGGAAUCUGGUGACCUCUCUAAUGCAGUGAAAGUGAAGCUUGGUAUAGGUGUGUCAGGAAAGCAAAACAAAUCACUGUUGAUUUUUAGUUGAGAAUGUGUAAACUAAGAAGGAAGGUAUGAUGAGUUCACAUAAACACAGAAGGCGAGAAGGGUACUUCAUAGGGCUUAGUGCUCCCCUCCUCUGUUUUCUUUUCUGUCCUCCCAUGACUAUUUAUAAACUUAUUUCAGCACUAUUUGCCAUCUAUUGCGAACAAAGUCAAAUGAAUCCCAUUGAAAGUUAAUUUUGCUGAGCUUUCAAGCUGGUGAGUUUUCAAGCACAUGCCUACAUCCUCAUUCCUCAUAGGAUGUUUGAACAAUAAAAGCUUAGUAAACUGAUCUACCAUAUCCAAAAAGGAGAAUAAAAUGAAACUGGUAUUAUUUGGCUGGCUCUCAGUUUCUUAAAGCUCUUCUUUCUCGUUUUCAAAUGCUCCAAAACACCUGAUUGCCUUCCAAUAUUAACUUGGAGACACAAAGGGUUAGUCAAUGAGUAGAGAGAGACAGAGAGACACUGCAUUCAGAAUGUGUUCCAUGGGCAUUCAGAUGCUGGGCAGUGCCCUGGCCUUGAUCGUCUGUGUAGGAAACGACCAUUGUCGGCGGCGUGCCCAUGUGGAAGGUCAUAGACUUCAUCUGAAAAAACAAUGUCACCAUCUUGGAGGGCAUUUGGAUGAGCUGUGUGGUCCAGAGCACGGGCCAGAUGCAGUUUAAGGUAUAUGACUCCAUGAUGUCCCUCAGCUCCGACCUGCAGGUUGCUAGAGUGCUGGUCAUGGUGGACAUCGUGGUGGGAAUUGCUGGCCUCUUCAUGGCGUUUGUCGGGGGGAAGUGCACCAACUUCCUGUUGGAGGAGGUGGCCAAGGCACGGGCGACGGUGGCGGUAGGGGUGGUGCUCAUCAUCAGUGGGAUCCUGUGUCUCAUCCCUGUAUCCUCAACAGCCAGUCUCAUCAUCCAGGACUUUUACAAUCGACUCAGCGGAGAGAGCUGGGAGGCUGGGAUCCUGCUACUCCUGGGAGGGGGACUCCUCUGUGGUAACUGCCACCCCAAGGAGGACGACAAAGCCCCCUCUGUGAAAUAUAUACUGGCCAAGUCGUCAGGAAGUUAAAGAAAACCGGCAGGUUCUGUGGCAAGUUCCUCCACCCCAACAAAGACAGACAUUUAAUAUGAAGGUUCAUGGGACAAACUGGUCUGCAUGAAAAUGUUGUUUCUCCAUCUUUUCAAAAGGUAUUGGUGGUAUAAGAAGGUAAAUGGACGGACAUUGGAAUAUAAAGGAAAAGGUACCAGUGGAAAAAUGUUGUAUGCAAAACAAACUGUACUAUGAAGGAAAAUAUGCACUUAACUUUUUGAUUGAUUAGCCAGAGAAACACUUCACUCUUAGAAAAAAGGGUUCCAAAAGGAUUCUUCAGAUGCCCCAUAGGGGAACCCUUUUCGGUUAUCUCUUUGGAAAGGAUUCUGUAUAGAACUCAAAACGGUUCUACCUGGAACCGAAAGGGUUCUUCAAAGGGUUCUCCAAUGGGGACAGCCGAAAAGCUAUAUUUUUCUAAGAGUGUAUGAGUGUAUUAAUAUGCUACUGUUUAGAUAUACACUGAACAAAAAUAUAAACAUAACAUGUAAAGUGCUGGUCCCAUGGUUCAUGAGAUGAAAUAAAAUAUCUGUUUACAUUAGCAUUUUAGUGAGCAUUUUAUCCUUUGUCAAGAUAAUCCAUCCACCUGACAGGUGUGGCAUAUCAAAAAGCUGAUUAAACAGCAUGAUCAUUACACAGGUGCACCCUGUGCUGGGGACAAUAAAUAGCCACUCUAAAAUAUGCAAUUUUGUCACACAACACAAUGGCACAGAUGUUUCAAGUUUUGAGGCAGAAUGCAAUUGGCUUGCUGACAGCAGGAACGUCCACCAGAGUUGUUGGCAGAGAGUGCAUAUUUUCCUUCAUAGUACAGUUUUUUUUGCAUACAACAUCUUUCCACUGGUACCUUUUCCUUUAUAUUCCAAUGUCCGUCCAUUUCUGUCUGUAAUAAAAAAACUAAUUCUGAUUGGCCGGGCCUGGCUCUCUAGUGGGUCGGCCUGGCUCCCAAGUGGGUGGGCCUAUGCCCUCCCAGGUCCACCCAUAAAUCCAUAGAUUAGGGCCUUAUUCAUUUAUUUAAAUUGACUGAUUUCCUUAACUGUAAUUCAUACAAAUCGUAGAAAUUGUUGCAUGUUGAGAUUAUAUUUUUGUUCAGUGUAUGUAAAUGUUAUUUGUUUCUCGAAUUCCUGGCAAGUUGAUUAUACACUGUUGCAAAUUAUAUUAGUCAGCAACUUUUUUUACUGUUGUAUGUUCUCUGUUUUAUUACAAUAAACUAUGUUUUCAUAUUUCAGGUGAGUGUUUGUUGAUUCAGUACUCCCACUGAUGCCCUUGUUUUCAGUAUACGCAUUCAUCAUGAUCAUAAA
Messenger RNA from Oncorhynchus keta (chum salmon), 3488 nucleotides. RefSeq names its product claudin-4-like. The coding region runs from base 1741 to 2172 and encodes 143 amino acids. Gene Ontology annotation, molecular function: structural molecule activity. The record is from RefSeq and is a predicted model, not a curated record. Lineage: Eukaryota; Metazoa; Chordata; Actinopteri; Salmoniformes; Salmonidae. Gene Ontology annotation, biological process: bicellular tight junction assembly; cell adhesion. Gene Ontology annotation, cellular component: plasma membrane; bicellular tight junction. The transcript has a single exon.